AAGGAGGGGUGAAAGAGAAGUGUGACCGGCGUUCAGCGCAUAUAGGUAGUCGUGAGAGGAGCCAGUCGGUGACGGGUUGUGUCUUUAGUGCUGUAGUGAAGAGUUUGUCGAGCCGCUUGUGUUAAAAAAUGAGCUGGCAGGAUUACGUUGACAAGCAGCUGCUCGCGUCUAGGUGUGUUACCAAAGCUGCGAUCGGUGGACACGAUGGCAAUGUCUGGGCAAAGUCUGAGGGCUUCGAAGUGAGCAAAGAGGAGUUGGCAAAAUUGGUCCAGGGAUUCGACGAUCAGGAUAUUCUGACCUCGUCGGGUGUCACCUUGGCCGGCAACAGGUACAUUUACUUGUCGGGAACGGAUCGAGUGAUAAGGGCAAAACUCGGCAAGGUCGGCGUUCAUUGCAUGAAGACGACGCAAUCCGUAGUUGUCUCCCUGUACGAAGACCCCAUACAGCCACAGCAAGCCGCGUCAGUCGUUGAAAAACUCGGGGACUACCUCCUGGCCUGCGGCUAUUAGAGAGAAAGAGAGAGCGAGAGAGAGAGUGAGCGAGCGAGAGAGCGAUAGAGGAAGAGAGGGAAGACGAUCGGCCGAUUUUCGAUACCUCCGUUCCAUGAUCGACGACUCCCGUUUUUUCGUCAUUUAUCGCGCAUCUAGCUACGCGAGGAGAAGAAAGGUGACGCAUGUGCGCGUGCGAACGAAACGAAUAAACGAGAGCGAGCGAAAGAGACAGUGAAGAAUUUAUACGCGCAAGAUUUCUACCUCUUAAAACGCAAACAGAGAAGCCAACUCUAAGGUCCUAAGACGAAAGAAAGAAGGAAAGAAAGAGGAAUAAAAGCGCGAGCAAGAACGAGAGAGAGAGAAAGAGAGAGAGUGUACGUGCGCGCGAGAUAGAGAAAUGGAUAAAUUUGGUCGGUUAAAAUUAGACGUAACUUUGUAAAGCCGAUAUACUUGCUCUUAAGAUUCUUUUGCAUAUGUCGAGAAAAAAAUGUUUGAAACCGUAACACGAUUAAUGUUUAAGGAAACAAUAAAUUUGUAUAAAGCGGUGUAA
This is a messenger RNA of Megachile rotundata (alfalfa leafcutting bee), 1041 nucleotides long. It is a transcript of the gene chic, whose product is annotated as profilin chickadee. Gene Ontology annotation, cellular component: cell cortex. Lineage: Eukaryota; Metazoa; Arthropoda; Insecta; Hymenoptera; Megachilidae. The record is from RefSeq and is a predicted model, not a curated record. Gene Ontology annotation, molecular function: actin monomer binding.